This is a messenger RNA of Penicillium cinerascens, 2055 nucleotides long. Its product is annotated as putative C6 transcription factor. Gene Ontology annotation, biological process: DNA-templated transcription. Bases 1 to 2055 code for a protein of 684 amino acids. The transcript is spliced from 4 exons. Gene Ontology annotation, molecular function: zinc ion binding; DNA-binding transcription factor activity, RNA polymerase II-specific; DNA binding. Lineage: Eukaryota; Fungi; Ascomycota; Eurotiomycetes; Eurotiales; Aspergillaceae. Gene Ontology annotation, cellular component: nucleus. The record is from RefSeq and is a predicted model, not a curated record.
AUGUCGCCUGCAACUCUUCAAGUCAAUUCGACCUCCAAGUUGCCCUCGCCCGGGUUCAACGCCGGUGCGCGACCCUAUCGAUCCCACAAAGUUCGCGCGUGCGAUCUCUGUCGCAAGCGCAAAUCUCGAUGCACGGUCGACAUCCCCGGUCAAUCCUGCCUCCUGUGUCGCGUGCAGGGAGCCGACUGCCACUACCAAGAGGAAGGAAACGUCGACGCCUCGGCCUUGAGCACAACUGAAUCUCAGCCAUGGGCGGGAGCGCAGCCGGUGAAGCCCGAGCCGGCAUCGGGGCAUAAGCGCAAGCGUAGUCCCGACUCCCGCCCGUCAACAAAUGGACCCAGUCCGCAGGGAACAAUAUCCUCGUCUGGUCGGCGAGGAAGUGACUCUCGGCGCAAAGAAUACGACGAUCCUCACAAUGAGUCAGUGCUCAUUGUCGGGCCGAUGGUUGCGGAGGAUGCGCAGGUCAUUGAGAAGCACAUGCCUCCGGAGCGAUCCAGUUUUUCCGAAGAGCCCAACAGCCACCCGUACAACAUCUACUCAAGCGAUCCCAGGAAGCCCGUUCUCUACACCACCAUCUCUCGGCGGAGGAAAGGCAUGCGCCAGGGCGUCCCGCCUGGUGAGAACCAGAAGGAGAUUCUGGAGCAAAUCCUGGGCCCAUUCAAACACGAUUUGGUCCGACUCUUUAUCGACCGGUUCAAUGUCGCAUUCCCUAUCUUCGAUGGCGAGCAGUUUUGGGAAUCUUAUAUCUCCGAAUCGUUGGAGGAUCCUCCCGCCUCGCUGUUGUGUCAGGUUUAUUCAAUGUCACUGGUGUAUUGGAAACACGCUGAGAAACUUGCCUGUCAUCCGAAGCCCGAUGUUCGAUAUGCGGUCAAUAUGACCGUGGCUGCAUUGCACGAAGAAUUCUCUGCGCCGGGCCUGUCGACGAUCAGUGCUGCGCUCAUCGAUCUGACCGGACGGCCCAUCUUCUCCAUGACAGGAAAUGCGGUCAGCUGUGGCCGGAUGCUAUCUUUGGCCAACUGCCUUGGUUUGAAUCGCGACCCGAGCCUGUGGAAGCUUUCACAACAAGAAAAGGACCAACGAAUCCGGCUUUGGUGGGGUGUAGUAAUUCACGAUCGCUGGGGAAGCUUCGGUCACGGUGUACCACCUCAGAUCGCGAAAACCCAAUACGACGUCCCCCUCCCUACAGUCGACGGACUGGUUCCUUCGAACAUUCGCACUACCGAGCGUGUGCGAGCAGCUCAUUGCCAUAUCUUCCUGUGCAAGUUGACCGAGAUUUUGGGUGAAUUGCUACCAUUGGUCUAUGGUUUGCAAGCGAAGCCUGCACGCGAGAGCUCCAAGAAGCUGAGGCAGAUUCGAACGGAUCUGGACAUGUGGGAGGAUUCCCUUCCGGAUUGGUUGAGAUCACCAGUCCCCCACCGCGGUGAGCAAGUGUAUGCAUCAAGCAGCUUGCAGCUCGCUUUCCUAGCCGUCAAGAUGCUAGUCAGCCGCGUGGAGUUGAAUGAGGUGAACAAUGCGGAGACAGACAACCCCGAAGCGCGUCGUUACUUCCAGACAGAGUGCCGCAGAUCCGCGGAGGAGAUUGUUCGAUUCAUUUCUUCUCUGCGCAAAGAGCAUUUCAAGGAAUUCUGGUUACCCUACAGCGCGUUCCAUCUCACUUCAACGGCAACUCUUCUGGUGCGCUCCGCUCUUGAAACCGAUGACACGGAAGUCGCCCGGUCCUGUCUUUCCAAUGUCGAGACCCUGCGCACGGUACUGCGCCGAGUACGCGAGGAGGAAGAUUGGGACGUCGCCGACAUGUGUCUAGAUCACUGCGAACGAAUCAUGCACCGACUUCCCGGUACCGGCGCCGCAAUAGAUCAGACAUUGUCUGCCGCAUUGGCGGACAACGGACUGGUCAACCCAGCCGCAAUUUCGCUACCGGAGACGCAAACCAACAACGACAUUGUCGAUGACAUGAUGUCCAUUUCUAAUACAUUUGGCACGAUGGACGGCUUCCCAUUCGACAUGACGGGUAUCUGGGAUGUCUCUGUUUUCCAAGACGUCAACCUGACCUAA